CGCCGGGGCGCUCGGAACCCACGCCCCGCCUCCUUAAAGGGGCCGCGCCCGCCCCUCGGCCGCGUCGGCGCAGAGGGCGCUGCAGCGGGGACGGCGGGCCGCCCGGGCCCUCCCCCAGCCUGACCCGGUCCCCGUCCCCGUCCCCGUCCCCCGCCGCCACGGAGGGGAUGCGGAGAAGCCCCGUCCCUGUCCUCCCCUCUGGAGAGCCGGACCCGGGACGCGCCGCGGCCGGAACGUCCGGAGGUCCCGCACCUGCUAACCCUGAUCCCACCCCACCCACGAGGCUCGCUCCGGAAUUCCUGCCUGGAGCCCCCGUGCCAGCUGAAACUGUCUGUCUGCAGCGCACGCCCGCCUCCGCAGGACUCCGCCCUGCCGGGCCCUGUCCCCGGAGCUGCAUCAUGAAGGUGUUGCGGGAGAGCCCUGUGUGGAUGUGGCUCCCGUUCCUGCACCUGCUGGCGAGCGGAGCGGAGCACGAGGCGCUGGCCAGGCACGCCAUCAGGUUGUACCGGGGCCGCGGGGCGGCCGCCGCCCAGAGGAGGCAGUGGGUCCUGGACGGCUGCAGGAAGCUCUCCGGGCUUCUUCGCCAAAAGGCCGUGGUUCUUAACAAACUGAAAAAUGCCAUCAGAGCAGUGGAAAAAGACGCUGGCCUUUCAGAUGAGGAGAAGCUCUUUCAGGUGCACACGUUUGAAAUUUUCCAAAAAGAGCUGAAUGAAAGUGAAAACUCAGUCUUCCAGGCCAUCCACGGACUCCAGAGAGCCCUGCAGGGCGACUACAGGGACGUGGUCAACAUGAAGGAGAGCAUCAGGCAGCGCCUGGAGGCCCUGCGGGAGGCGGCCAUCAAGGAAGAGACAGAGUAUGUGGAACUUCUGGCAGCAGAAAAACAUCAAGUUGAAGCUCUUAAAAAUAUGCAGCAUCGAAACAAAAGUUUAUCCAUACUUGAUGAAAUUCUUGAGGACGUGAGGAAGGCGGCAGACCGUCUGGAGGAGGAGAUAGAAGAACACGCUUUCGAUGACAAGAAGUCAGUCAAAGGGGUCAAUUUUGAGGCAGUCCUGCGGGUGGAGGAGGAAGAGGCCAAUUCCAAGCAGAACCUCACGAAACGAGAGGUGGAGGAGGACCUGGGCCUGAGCAUGCUCAUCGACUCCCAGAACAACCAGUACAUCCUGACCAAGCCCAGGGACGCCACCAUCCCACGGGCAGACCACCACCUCAUAAAGGACAUCGUCACCAUAGGGAUGUUGUCCUUGCCUUGCGGCUGGGUCUGCACGACGGUCGGGCUGCCGACCAUGCUGGGUUACAUCGUCUGCGGGGUGCUGCUGGGGCCGUCCGGGCUCAACAGCAUUAAGUCGACUGUGCAGGUGGAGACGUUAGGAGAAUUUGGUGUGUUCUUCACUCUCUUCCUCGUCGGCUUAGAAUUUUCCCCAGAGAAGCUGAGAAAGGUGUGGAAGAUCUCCCUGCAGGGGCCCUGCUACAUGACUCUGCUCAUGGUGGCCUUCGGCUUGGUCUGGGGCCACCUUCUGCAGAUCAGGCCCGCCCAGAGCGUCUUCAUCUCCACCUGCCUGUCCUUGUCGAGCACGCCGCUGGUGUCCAAGUUCCUCGUGGGCAGCGCCCGCAGUGACAAGGAAGCAGGUGACGUGGACUACGGUGCGGUGCUGCUGGGGAUACUGGUGGCGCAGGACGUGCAGCUGGGGCUGCUGGUGGCCGCCCUGCCCGCCCUCCUGCAGGCGGGGGCCGGCGCUCGCGCCAGCGUCGCCGUGGAGACCCUGCGGACCCUGGCCCUGGUGGGGCGGGUGCUCUUCUCGCUGGCGGCCGUGCUCCUCUGCUGCCUGCUGGUGAGGACCUACCUGGUGGGGCCGUACUGCCGGAAGCUGCACGCGGAGAGCAAGGCCAACAAGGAGCUCCUCAUCGUGGGCAUGUCGGCCUUCACCUUCCUCAUGCUGACGGUCACCGAGCUGCUGGACGUGUCCAUGGAGCUGGGCUGCUUCCUGGCCGGAGCCCUGGUGUCCUCCCAGGGCCACGUGGUCGCUGAGGAGGUCAUGUCCUACGUGGAGCCCGUUCGCGACUUCCUGGCCGUCGUGUUCUUUGCGUCCAUAGGCCUGCACGUGUUCCCCACCUUUGUGCUGUACGAGCUCACCGUCCUGCUGGUCCUCACGCUCUCGGUGGUGGUCAUGAAGUUCGUCCUGGCAGCCCUGGUCCUGUCUCUGCUCCUGCCCAAGACCAGCCAGUACGUCAAGUGGAUCGUGGCCGCGGGGCUGGCGCAGGUCAGCGAGUUCUCUCUGGUCCUGGGGAGCCGGGCACGCAAAGCCCGUGUCAUCUCUCGGGAGGUGUACCUGCUCAUCCUGAGUGUGACCACACUCAGCCUCCUCCUGGCCCCGCUGCUCUGGCGCGCAGCUGUCACCAGGUGUGUGCCCCGGCCCGAGAGACGGUCCAGCCUCUGAGCACCGCGGCCAGGUGACCAGCCGGAGCUGUCCCCGCGUCCCCGGACCUUAGAGCCUCCUGGGGGCCGCCUCUGCUGCAGUGAUCCUGCACGUGUACACGUAGCGCUGCCUUGUGCAAAACUGCCUUGACUGUUUUGCCUGGAUGUGCCUUUUCUUCUGAAAUUAGUGUUAACUUUCUGUUGUUAUUUAAUCAGUUCGUGGUUUUUUUGGUAAAGAAAAAAAUUAGGAGGCUUUUUAAUUUAUUGUACAACUUGUCGUAAACUGUUGGUCAAUAUUUGUCAUUAAACUUUUCUGUAAUGUGGGCUUUUAAUUCUGACAAUGAGUUUGGAAAGUUACUUUUAAUCCUUAAAGUUUAUGUUUUCUAAAAUGAGACAAAGGUCUUCUAAAUGUCUUUUGCUUUUUAUUACAAUUUUAAACAAAAUUUUUAUUAAGUGUAUCAUUCAUAUCAAUUUUUAUUAAGUAUAUCAUUCUUUUAAAAUAUUUGGUUUUGAUCACAAGAAUAUGCAUUCCUUAAUA
Molecule: messenger RNA, 2951 nt
Organism: Hippopotamus amphibius kiboko
Lineage: Eukaryota; Metazoa; Chordata; Mammalia; Artiodactyla; Hippopotamidae
Gene: SLC9D1
Product: transmembrane and coiled-coil domains 3
Exons: 14
Coding region: 168-2435 (755 amino acids)
Biological process (GO): potassium ion transmembrane transport; proton transmembrane transport
Cellular component (GO): membrane
Molecular function (GO): potassium:proton antiporter activity
Source: RefSeq, a predicted model, not a curated record